Messenger RNA from Chelonoidis abingdonii (Abingdon island giant tortoise), 2529 nucleotides. RefSeq names its product interferon induced transmembrane protein 10 (gene IFITM10). Gene Ontology annotation, cellular component: plasma membrane. Lineage: Eukaryota; Metazoa; Chordata; Testudines; Testudinidae. The record is from RefSeq and is a predicted model, not a curated record.
AGCACCUUUCACUGUAACAAUAUUUUCAAUAUUAUUUUCCACUCCUUUCCUUAUACAUCACAACCUUUUGUUUCCACUCUACAUUGAGCAGAGGUUUUGAUUCAACUGUCCAGUUACCCGCAGGUAUUUUUCCAGAUGUAAAGUUAAUUUUGAACCCAGCAAUGUGUAUCGGUACUUCAGAGUAUCCCUUUCUAUAUACAUUACAUUGCAUUGAGAGACAAAGUGGGUGAGGGAAUAUUGGACCAACUUCUGUCAGUGAAAGAUACAAGCUUUUGAGCUUAUGUGGCGCUCUUCUUCAGACUUGAAGAAUCGUGGGACCAACAUAGUUACAACUCUGCGAAUUACAUUACAUUGAUCAAUAGUGAUAAUCAUCUGCCCAUUCACCUCACUUUCUGGGUCCCAUGCACCUUUUCUCAUCUUGAUUUACCUAAAUAAUUGCACGUCACUGCAAUAUUUUUCCACCUUAUGGUUCAUUCCCUUUUCCAGAUCGUAAAUGAUAAUAUUAAGGGCACGAAUCCUUACAUGGAACAUUGUGGCUCCCUACUGUUAAUUUUUCACCAUCUUGAAAAUAGACUAUUCCUUCUCUUUGUUUUCUCUCUGUUUGUCAUUAUGUUAUCCUAAGGAGAACUUUACCUCAGAAGCCACACUGGGGAACAGUUCUCAUAACAUGGCCACUCAUGUGUCUUAGAGAUCUAUCUUUAAUUAUCAUUUCAAUAUGAGUAUGCCCUCAUUUUUACUGCUUUCCCUGCCCCACCCAGUGCCACAAAUUGCAGCCACCAGCCUUCCAGCCAAAGAAGACUCGAUGCAAUUCCAUGCCUGUCUUCACCUAACUAAUCCACUACUGCAAAGCACCUUUAGUGAACUUGGGGCACCACCUUUAUGCUUGUCCCGUCUGGGACAAUCUGAAAGUCAUGACCUUUCUGCAGUGGCCACCCCACAAAGUGAGGUCAUUAGGUUGUGAAGUUGGGUGAGCCAAUUUGUUUCAAUGUAGCUUUUGGGAUAGGUAGAAAGCAGAGAUGGGAACCAUUUAAUUCAACCCCUGUCAACAACAGGGACUCUCAGAAAACUGAACUCAGAUCCCAACCCUUCCUGGCUUUUCCCAUUCUUAAUGAUGUCCAUCCAUCUCCUCCUUUCUGCAGCAGACCGCACUGCUUCCUGCGUGCUUCCAGCCGCUGUUGGCCUGGGGAUGCUGUUCUCUUGUUUUGAUUGCAUGUGCAUGUGUCUCUCUCCCUGCAUGCAGAAUCUAUCCAAUUUCUAUCCAUUCCCCAUGACCGGAGCGCAAACACUGCUGAAUACCCUCCCCACAUUAGACUUGUGCUCCCAGCGUUUGGUUGACCAGUCAACCCUGUAUGGCAUGUAUAUGUUCAGUCUAGGUUACCAAGGCCUCGGCAGCGACUCCAUAGUUAAGGCUGCAUCGAAAUCUCUCCUUAAAUAUCUCGAUGGAGGUUGUAGAUGGUUUCUGUCUGAGGUGAUCUUCCCGGCUAGCGUGUGCACCAAUGUCCACACCCUUGAGCCGUGCGCCUGGGAGAUGUGCCUUCCUGGCAGGUAGGUGCAAGGAAACAUGAACCAGCAGGUCAUGCUCCUGGGCUGAGAAGGCAUGAGAAAACAGCAUCUGUGGCUGAGAUUAAGUGGAGCUCUCCUGCCAAAAGGCUGUAAUGAGCAUGUGCACCUUGAACUGUUUGUUUCAGAGGGAUGCUAGCUGACCUCUUCCUCCCCCACUGUCCACCCCCCGCUUCCUCUCCUUCACCAACUCCAGUUAUUAAGAAACCAGAGUUGGAGGCAGUGCUGAGCCAGAGAUGCAGCAACUCCCUGUGUUCCUCCUUGGGAUUUCAUUUUGCCAGGAUACAGUCUGGUAAAUUUGCAGCAGCCACCACGGAGAGAACUCAGGAACCCCCAUUGGACCCGCUGUGCCCCUUUGACGGAGCAUUCUGGAUUCAGAGACCCCCCCAGCAGGGGUGCUUUGCUGGCAUUCCCAAGCCUCCUGCCAUCCCGCAAGCUGCGCCUGCCCUAUCUCCCUCUUCGGCUGUUUGCUACAUGGAGAAUAAGAGCUGCAAAGGGGACAGCCUGCGGCCAGCUGUCCAGUGCAAACACACAGUCGAGAAGAAGACAAUGACUAACCCCACGACGGUGAUUGAAAUCUACCCAGACACCACGGAGGUGAACGAUUACUAUCUCUGGUCCAUCUUCAACUUCGUAUACCUCAACUUCUGCUGUCUCGGCUUCAUCGCCUUGGCCUAUUCUUUGAAAGUCCGGGAUAAGAAACUCCUCAAUGACCUGAAUGGAGCAGUCGAAGAUGCCAAGACAGCCCGGCUUUUUAACAUUACCAGCUCAGCACUUGCCACUUUCUGCAUCAUCCUCGUCUUCAUCUUCCUGCGCUACCCACUCACUGACUAUUAGAGCAAGGCCUGCAGCCGCUGCCGAAAUGCCUCAGUGCCAGAAGUGUCCACUGAAUUUCCUCCAGCAAGGACAUGAAACAACAAUCCAUCUUGACUGCAAAAAAUAAACACAAAGUAAACCCCACCAAGCAAC